AUGUCACGUCGUGUCGUGGAUCUGGGUUAUCCCGUGGAUGAGGAAGACACAGCUGAGCUGCAGCAAUCCGCGGGUGAUACGGAGCGGGGAUCAAGGGCGCCGUGCCCCGCCAUCGGCUGCAAGGACCCCGCUACCCCGCCGCGGCCCCUUGCGGCGGAAUGGUUCGACCACGCCCUAUGA
Colletotrichum fioriniae is the source of this 180-nucleotide messenger RNA. Lineage: Eukaryota; Fungi; Ascomycota; Sordariomycetes; Glomerellales; Glomerellaceae. The record is from RefSeq and is a predicted model, not a curated record.